Molecule: messenger RNA, 2510 nt
Organism: Fusarium oxysporum Fo47
Lineage: Eukaryota; Fungi; Ascomycota; Sordariomycetes; Hypocreales; Nectriaceae
Product: kinase-like domain-containing protein
Exons: 5
Coding region: 1-2424 (807 amino acids)
Biological process (GO): peptidyl-threonine phosphorylation; peptidyl-serine phosphorylation
Molecular function (GO): protein serine/threonine kinase activity; ATP binding
Source: RefSeq, a predicted model, not a curated record
AUGGAGGCCAUUUGUAUUCCUGCUUCUGUCUUGAGCCUUGUCAGCUCCUUAACUGAACUUGUGAGAGCGGUUCAAUAUCUUCGUUGUCGAAUGGACAAUGAGCACGAGAACUAUCUUCGCUCUUUGGGAAAGCUUGAAGAUGUCAUCGACAGGAUUCGUACAAAGCUCCCCAAGGUCAAUGGAGUCAUUCCUAAGGACCUGGGAGAAACCAUCGAUCUCGCCACAAAGAGAGCUAUUGAAGACGUCGGUAGUACUAGGCAGUUGCUUGGCAGGGUUUUGCACGAUACUGGCACAACUUCGUCUAGAGCGGCAACUUGGGGAACUCGUCGGCCAAAUUAUACUAGCAAGACAACUUCUGCGCGAUCGAGAGAGCUCGUACAAGUGUCGCAGGAAACUGCAACUUUCGUUGGUCUUUUAGACACUUUUGAGGGAGCUGAUCACUACGCGCUUGAUCCGCCAUUCUACGAUUUCGGAAACUCUUCCAGGUCCAUCUUCGACGACGUUGAAGCUAUAAAGCCCGGAGGGACGUCGCAGGUGUUUCGAGUUGGAAUCCACCUGAGCCACAUUCCCGACUAUGGGGGAGAAAGCAGAAAAGAAGUCACAUUCGCUGUAAAAACCAUCUACUAUGGAACUCCCAAAGACUACGCACGCGAGCGAGACGCUUAUCAAAGACUGAGUCUUGCACAAAACCCUCAUCCCCACAUCGUACCUCUUCUUGCUUCGUACCGGAUGGAAAGCAAGUACCACCUCGUCUUUCCGUUGGCUGAUUGCGAUCUCGCUAUGUAUUGGCGAAGCGAGCCAAAACCAUCGAAUGACAAGCGCACCCUUGAGUGGUUCGGAAGUCAGAUGAGAGGGCUUGCAGAUGCCUUGUCCACUGUUCAUGGACAAAACAGCCAAGGGAAAGAUUUGUAUGGGGUUCAUGGUGAUAUCAAACCAGAGAAUAUCCUUUGCUUUGGUGCUGAUAAUAAAUGGACAACAUUUGCUCUCGCGGACUUUGGAUCUUCAUACUUCCUUACACCUGAAGAGAAAGAUAUGCCGAAGGGCCUCAAACAUACACCAGUCUACCGCGCCCCCGAACUCGACACGACUGGGGCCAUGACACAGGCCUACGAUAUCUGGAGUCUUGGCUGUGUGUUUACGGAAGCCAUCAUGUGGUUCUGUCACGGCAAAGCUGGCAUCUCGAAGCUAAUCCAAACUCGACUCGAUGACGAAGACAACAGCCCCAAUCGAGAUGCCUUCUUCCGAUUGCGUUACGAUAAGCGAGGUGGCCUCACGGCGAAACUCAAGCCUGAGGUACACAGACUGCUGAUAUCCCUUCGUGAGAGCUGUCAGUCGUCCCUCUUCAUCGAUGACAUGCUCUAUCUCGUCCUGGAAGGGAUGCUCAAAGUCAACAUGAGCGAGAGAAUGUCAGCUCGGGAGAUCUUCGAAGCUUUGACGCAAAUGUGCCUGAAGUUGGAAAGUGACCCAGCUUAUUCUGAACCUCGUGGCACUAACGAUAUGGAAAUGGCUCUCUCUCAUACUACUCCACAUUUCUCGGCAAGGAGUAUUUCGCUAACGACUUUGCGAUUCCAGGUCCACACGAAUCAGAAUGCCAGGCAGCGACUCGACCGAACGGUCGAUGCGACUUAUUACACCAACGUCACAACCCAGAGCGAUGCUGGUACGCAACUCAGUUUGAAGCCGCGCUUUGCAUGCCCCUUUCACAAGGCAGGUAUACUGGUCUCCGUUCACCAUCGAGCUUGUGAAGGUCCAGGGUGGAUUGAUGUCAACAAAGUCAAGGAACAUCUCUUCCGCUGCCACCUUCCAAAGAAGUACAGAGGCAAACAUAUUUGCCGCCGAUGCGACACCAGCUUCGAAACAGACGAGCUCCUCCUGGCUCAUCAACAUCAAGAGGCGCCAUGCCCUAAAAGGAAGCCAGAGGCAAUUUACGGCAUGUUGAGUAGAGAACAAGCUGCUCGACUCCGUUCCCUCAAGAGGAAGUCAUCGAAAGAAAGUGAAGAGGACCGAUGGUUCGAUAUCUACCGGAUCGCAUUUCCGAGCUUCAAUCGGAUGCUGGAGAAUGUCUCACCAUAUCACGAAUCCAACACCACCUCCCUCAGUACCUUAAACUCAACAAGCUCGAACGGAAUAUCUCAGUACAAAGACUAUCUCCGCAACCGUGGUGCCGAAGAGUAUGCCGCCAAAUUAGCGAAAAUGGGCAUCAGCGUCACACUCGAGGCAGCUGCAAAGCUUCUCGAGCUGCAGGUCAAGGACCUUGAGACCUUUGAUGAGACCAUGAGAGAGCCUGUUCGUGCCUACGGAAUUCCAACUGAUGCAGAUCACGAGAAGACCGGAAACAGUGCCCCCUCAGAUCUCAGUGGCUCAUCUGAUCUUUUCGGCCCAAUUAAGCUGCUGGCCAGAUAUGCAGAUGAUGAGGAACAUUGAAAGGGUCGGAUGAUCUCCAGGACUAUGGUUGGGGAUCUCGGCUUCCUUGAUGGUAUGUGGGAAGGUUAUGAGGUGUUUGAUCGUGU